Molecule: messenger RNA, 3601 nt
Organism: Oncorhynchus mykiss (rainbow trout)
Lineage: Eukaryota; Metazoa; Chordata; Actinopteri; Salmoniformes; Salmonidae
Source: RefSeq, a predicted model, not a curated record
AGUUGACGGGGACGGGACACUUCAACUACAGUUAGCCACCUCGCCGAAAUAUUCAAGGUCUUUAUAAUGUUUCGGUGUAUAUUAGGCAUUGUGUUAUAAACACACGUCUACCAGUUACCCAAUGUCAUUUCAUAUUUACGUUGUUCGCUAGCUGGUUGGUUAAAUUUGCCUAUCACUAGUCUAAUCGCUAAUGCUAACUAGCUAGCUAACUUCCUCGACCAUGAGCGCACUAAGAUACUGCCCCCAUACUAAAGAGGAGGUCGGAUGGACGGAGAAAGAAACUCUGUUGAAAGAGGAGAAGGAAGAGGAUGCUGUCGCAGUUAAAAUAGAAGUAGAGGACGAGGCUGUUACUGUGAAAGAAGAAGAAACUGUUAAAAUAGAAGUAGAGGAUGAGGCUGUUACAGUGAAAGAAGAAGAGACUGUUAAAAUAGAAGUAGAGGACGAGGCUGUUACUGUGAAAGAAGAAGAGACUGUUAAAAUAGAAGUAGAGGACGAGGCUGUUACUGUGAAAGAAGAAGAGACUGUUAAAAUAGAAGUAGAGGACGAGGCUGUUACUGUGAAAGAAGAAGAGACUGUUAAAAUAGAAGUAGAGGACGAGGCUGUUACUGUGAAAGAAGAAGAGAUGGACGUUAGAGUGAACGAAGACAAAGGAGAGUUCGGAGUGAAAGAGGACGGGGAUGUUACCAAAGAUAUUUAUAUCUGUCAUGUAAAAAAAGAGGAGGAUGCCGUUUUUGGAGUGGAGGGAGAGAUAACUGUCACAGUGGAAGAAGAAGAAGAAGAGGAGACAGGAGAUCUGAUUGACAUCAGAGAGAGACGGGACUACUGUGGAUCCUCUGGGGAGCCUCAACAACAUCAUGAAGCUGACGAGGCAGAGAAGAGUCUGUCCACAUCAGAACGGCUCAAACACCAGCAGAGACCCAGAGGGAAGAAACCUCACCACUGCUCUAACUGUGGGAAGAGUUACUCAAGAUUAGAUUCACUAAAAGUACACCAGAGAAUUCACACUGGAGAGAAAACGAAUAGCUGUUAUCAAUGUGGGAAGAGUUUUAUUACAUCUAGCCAGCUGACUAUACACCAGAGAAAACACACAGGAGAGAAACCUUACCACUGCUCUGACUGUGGAAAGUUUUGCUGUCUCAGGAUAUUUACAAUCACAUCAGAGAACACACACAGGAGAGAAGCCUUAUAGCUGUCAUCAAUGUGGGCAGAGUUUUGCUCACUCAAACACACUGAUAUCACACUUGAGAAUACACACUGGAGAGAAAUCUCAUAGCUGCUCUCAUUGUGGGAAGAGGUGCACAUCUUUAGCAACCCUUAAAAUACAUCAAAGAAUCCAUACAGGAGAGAAACCUUAUAGCUGCGCUGACUGUGGGAAGUGUUUUGGUUUGUCAGGACAUUUAACAUUACACCAGAGAACACACACAGGAGAUAAACCUUAUAGGUGUGAUCAAUGUGGGAAGAAUUUUAGUUACUCAGGUGGCCUGAUAGUACAUCAGAGAAUCCAUACAGGAGAGAAACCUUAUAGCUGUGAUCAAUGUGGGAAGAGAUUUGUUACAUCUAAUAGUCGUAAUAUACACCAGAGAACACACACAGGAGAGAAACCUUACCACUGCUCUGACUGCGGAAAGAGUUUUGUUUCGACAGGACAUUUAAAAGUACACCAGACAACACACACAGGAGAGAAGCCUUAUAGCUGUAAUCAUUGUGGCAUGAGUUUCGUUACAUCGGGCAGCCUGAAAAGACACCAGAGAACACACACAGGAGACAAGCCUUAUAGCUGUGAUCAAUGUGGGAAGAGUUUUGUUACAUCUAGCUGUUGUACUAUACACCAGAGAACACACACAGGAGAGAAACCUUAUCACUGCUCUGACUGUGGAAAGCGUUUUGUUUCAUCAGGAUGUUUAAAGUCACACCAGAGAACACACACAGGAGAGAAGUGUCAUAGCUGUGAUCAAUGUGACAAGAGAUACUCUGAUAAAAGAUCUCUGAUUAAACAUCAGAAAAUUCAUACAUGAAGUCGUUUUUUUAAAUGAAAUAAUAUCACAAUGUAGAAUGUUUAACAUUGUAGUAUGAGUAUUUUAAUUAAUGAUGUCACAAUGUAGAGCCUGGAGUUUUAACAUUGUAGUAUGAGUAUUUUAAUUAAUGAUGUCACAAUGUAGAAUGUUUAACAUUGUAGUAGGAGUAUUUUAAUUAAUGAUGUCACAAUGUAGAACCCUAAACGUUUGCCCCCUUUUCUAUUGAUUUCAGCGUGAUAUUAGCCUCAUCAGGGGAAAACUCCAGGCUCUGAAUUGAAAGAGUCCUAUUUAAUGUCAUUAACAAAGAGUGAUUGUCAAAUAAAGCGUGACACUUACAUUGGCAACCCACUUAAAUCAAAAUGCACCACUUCAAACUGUAGCGAGCUGUUUUCUACUAAUUGUCCAGUGAUGUACACUUCAUUCCCAGAUUCCAUGUGUUUUUUUAAACUGUUCUAAACGUACGUGCAACCUCAUCUCCCCCUCUCGCGCCAUUGAUUUCAUAUCGAUAUGAAUGAUGACAAAUAAGUGUUGCGUUUAUCUUAGUUUUGGGGACCCCUACAUUUAAAUGCAUCACUCCAAAGUGUAGCUGACUGUCUCCUACAGGUUGUUGUCUAACCAGUGAGGUAAAAGAUAUCUCCCAUGUGUUUUUUAGUUGUGUUAGUUUCAACCGCAUGUGCAACCUGAUUUCCCCCCCUAAUCAUUAUCAGUGAUUUAUUGCCAGUUGUUUAAACAGUGUUUUUGGUGCAGUUUAGAAGGUGCUCGUUGACAUUUUUUUUAAAGUAAUAUGAUUACUAUUGUGUUUGUGUCGAUAGUACAUUUUCAUACUGAUGUUGUCAAUAUAUCACAAACUGUUUCUGCAUAUUGGUUAUUGAUUAGGACACGUUAAAACUGUUUUGACAUUGGGCUCUCCCACCUAGCAAAAUGACAUUGAAAAGACAUGAAGACUAUGCCCGAGGUCCAAUCUACGUUCGGUUUUGGUUGAAAAUAUGUAUUUUUCAGGUCCUUGUUUCAACGACUUGAAAACAACUUAAUUCAACGUACUUGCAGCCUAUACACAUGGAUGCAGUAUAUAAAAAAAUGGGUCUACGAACAAUUUUUAUGAACAAUCCUACAUCACUUGAUAUAAUCAUUUGUAUGUUUAAGAUAAUGACUAAAGUAUUCCACCCUGAAACCAUAUAAUUGUAUGAAAUGUGUUAGAGUCAUAAUCCAAUAAUGUGUGUGACUAGACUUUUUAAGACUAGGCCAUUGUGCUACUAUUUCGCAAUAUGAGCAGCGUAUAGUUGAGACAUUCAAGGACAACUGAACUGUCGACUUGUGAUAACGGUGAAACUAAUAACUGGAAAGAGGCCUCCCCACCCUAUGGAGGAGAAAAACUGUUAGAAAUGGCUAGGCUUGCAGAAGAUGAUGAAACAUGUUGCAGAAGUGUGAUAAACAAUGUAUGUGAACUUUGGAAAAAUACAGCCCACCUAAAGAGAGGUGGAGUUUCUACUGAUGUGAGUUCAUUUGUGUGUGGGAGCUAUAAAAAGAUUGUGUUCUCACUUUGAAGACAGAGCGCUCUCUGAAUAAAGGACCGAGCUAUUGCAGAA